AUGCCCACCGACCCAGCAACCAACCAACCCCUCCCUGACUCCGCCAUACAACGCAUCGUCCACCUAACCUCCGCCGUCCGAGUCUACACCAUCCCACCCCUAACAUCAACCCGCGGCUUCAGCGCCUCGUCCUGGACCUCGCCAACCCAGCCCACCGCGCAGGAAAUCUUCACCGCCCGCCUCCGCGUAAUCGAGACCUCCCUCUCCAACACGCUCAAAGCCGACAUCGUGCUCGAAGACCCCAAGUCAGGCGACCUCUUCGCCGCAGCACCUUAUACGAGUCCCGCUGUAGUGCAGCAAGCGAAUGACAGUUCGAGGUUCUUUGCUGUGAGAGUUGUGGGUGAGGGAGGCAUGAAGGCGACGCUGGGGAUUGGGUUCGAGGAGAGAGGGGAGGCGUUGGAUUUUAACAUUGCGUUGGCGGAGAUGAGGAAGGUGCUUGGGUUUGAGAAGGGUGAAGGGAAGGGCGGGAAGGCAGAGGUGGAGGAGGGUAAGGAUUGGAGUCUGAAGGAGGGCGAGAAGAUCCAUAUACAGGUGGGCAAUCGAGGGGCUAGACGAUCGGAAGAGGAUGGCGGGAGUGCGACUGGCAAGGAUGAGAGUGCUGCACUAUUCUCGAUAGCGCCGCCACCUGGGUCUACAGCGAAAGCGCAGAAUGAUGGGCCAUCUGUUGCCCCUCCUCCGGCUGCAAGUGGGAAGACAGCUCAAGAGCUAGGGUUCGACGACGGAGAGUUUGGCGAGUUUCAAUGA
Messenger RNA from Saxophila tyrrhenica, 744 nucleotides. RefSeq lists its product as uncharacterized. Lineage: Eukaryota; Fungi; Ascomycota; Dothideomycetes; Mycosphaerellales; Extremaceae. The transcript has a single exon. Gene Ontology annotation, biological process: endocytosis. Gene Ontology annotation, cellular component: clathrin vesicle coat; membrane. Bases 1 to 744 code for a protein of 247 amino acids. The record is from RefSeq and is a predicted model, not a curated record.